AUGUUGCGUUCAAGACAACUCAAACAAUUUGCUGCACAAUGUCUUGCUGAACUUUUCGGAACAUUUAUUAUGAUCUUUAUUGGUAAUUUAUCUGUGGCUCAAUAUACAUUUACUAAGCCACGUAUUAAUAGCAAUUUUGGUAUUAAUCUAUCCUAUGCAACUGGAGUUUAUGCGGCUCUAAUGGUAGCUGGUCCUAUAUCAGGUGCUCAUCUUAAUCCAGCUGUAAGUCUUGGUCUACUUUCAUUACGUAAAAUGAAAGUUACUCAAUGUUUAUUCUAUAUGGUUGGUCAAACAGUCGGUGCUUUUCUUGCUUCUGCUAUGGUUUAUUUUGUUUAUAUUAGUCACUUUAAUCUCUAUGAUGGUGGUAUUCGACAAGUUGAAGGUCCAAAUGCAACAGCGGGUAUAUUUUAUACAAUACCAGCAACAGGUGUUCCUAAUUGGAAUUGUUUAAUUGAUGCAGUUGUUGGCACUGCUCUUUUACUUACAUUUAUAAUGGCACUUGGUAAUGAUUAUAAUGAUUUAAUAUCAAAUGCAGCUAAACCAUUUGCAUUUGCACUUAUGAUAACUACAUUUGGUUUUUCUAUGAGUCUCAAUUGUGGAAAUCCAAUUAAUCCAGUACGUGAUUUCGGUCCACGUCUAUUUGCAGCUUUUAUCUAUGGUUUCAAAGUAUUUCGUGUAAAUAAUUAUUAUUUUUUGGUAGCUAGUAUUGGGCCAAUUAUAGGUGCUCUUAUUGGUGUUUGGAUUUAUGAAGGUUAUUUAAUCUUAAUGAAAAAAUAUGCUAAUUUACCCGGUAUUAUACAUGUUGAUGCUAUUGAACAACCUGCUGUAAGAGGACAAUCUAUGUCACAUCAUAUGAUAACACAACUAUCUUCUGAAACCACAGUGUCAACGUAA
Molecule: messenger RNA, 894 nt
Organism: Rotaria sordida
Lineage: Eukaryota; Metazoa; Rotifera; Eurotatoria; Philodinida; Philodinidae
Source: the annotation of a GenBank genome assembly